GCAGGCAUCACCAACCGAGCACCGGAACCAUCGAGCGGCCGCUGCAGCAAACCAACCGGAGGAAACGGCUCGCAGCUACCGACCGGAGCAGCUGGAGCCACCGGAGGACUACCGACACCUUUACCGACAGCAUGCUCGGUUCAGAGGUAACGGGUGACGUCACAAGCUGUGUCAGCAUGCUGCAGCUCCCCCUGGUGGUGACGGCUGAGGUGGACCUGGUCCUGCUGCUGGUCUCCUUCCUCUCUCUCUGGACCAGACUCACCCAGCUGGGAUACCCCAACAAUGUGGUGUUUGAUGAGGUGUACUACGGCCAGUUUGUGUCUCUCUACAUGAAGAGAGUGUUCUUCAUCGAUGACAGCGGGCCACCGCUCGGUCACAUGAUCCUGGCCCUCGGAGCGUACCUCGGAGGAUUUGAUGGAAACUUUGUGUGGAACAGAAUCGGAGCAGAGUACCCCAGCAGUGUGAGCGUGGUGUGUCUGCGUCUCCUCCCGGCUCUCUGUGGCUCUCUGUGUGUUCCUCUGGUCUACCUGCUGACUCUGGAGCUCAAGUUCUCUCACCUGUCGGCUCUGGGAGCCGCCGUGCUGCUGCUGCUCGAGAACUCCCUGAUCGUCCAAUCACGGUUCAUGUUGCUGGAGUCUGUUCUCAUCUUCUUCGUGCUGCUGGCCUUCUUCUCCUACCUCAAGUUCCACAACGCUGCCCCCGACAGCAUCUUCAGGUUCGGGUGGCUGCUCCUCUCUGGAGCUGCGUGUGCUGCCGCCGUCGGGGUGAAGUAUAUGGGUGUGUUCUCCUACCUGCUGCUGCUGGGCGUGGCUUCUCUGCACACCUGGAACCUGAUUGGAGAUCGAACCGUCAGUCACCUGAGUGUGUGUGUGCAGUGUGUGUGUCGGGCUGUGUGUCUGCUCGUGGUUCCUCUCCUUCUCUACGUGUUCUGGUUCUACGUCCACCUGACUCUGCUGCACCGUAGUGGACCACACGACCAGCUGAUGAGCUCCGCCUUCCAGGCCAGUCUGGAGGGUGGUCUCUCCAGGAUCACUCAGGGUCAGCCUCUGGAAGUGGCUUACGGCAGUCAGGUGACUUUAAGAAGCUCCUCCUCCCAGCCAAUCCCCUGCUGGCUCCACUCGCACAAAGUCAACUACCCAAUCAGGUAUGAGAAUGGGCGGGGCAGCUCUCACCAGCAGCAGGUCACAUGUUACCCUUUCAAAGACGUCAACAACUGGUGGAUCAUCAAAGACCCCGACAGACAGGAUCUGGUGGUCAGUAGUCCUCCUCGACCGGUGCGACACGGUGAUGUCAUCCAGCUGCUUCAUGGGAUGACAUCACGCUUCCUCAACAG
Molecule: messenger RNA, 1333 nt
Organism: Perca flavescens (yellow perch)
Lineage: Eukaryota; Metazoa; Chordata; Actinopteri; Perciformes; Percidae
Product: protein O-mannosyl-transferase 1
Exons: 12
Biological process (GO): protein O-linked glycosylation via mannose
Cellular component (GO): endoplasmic reticulum; membrane
Molecular function (GO): dolichyl-phosphate-mannose-protein mannosyltransferase activity
Source: RefSeq, a predicted model, not a curated record